This is a messenger RNA of Humulus lupulus (European hop), 1095 nucleotides long. RefSeq lists its product as uncharacterized. The record is from RefSeq and is a predicted model, not a curated record. NCBI's taxonomy places the organism in Eukaryota, Viridiplantae, Streptophyta, Magnoliopsida, Rosales, Cannabaceae. Bases 1 to 1095 code for a protein of 364 amino acids. The transcript has 5 exons.
AUGGAUGAUUCGGAUGAGGAGUUUGAAAUAUUAUUUGGUGAUACUUCUUCUUCAUCAAUCGAGGAAUUAAUUGGUCAAGUUCUCAUGGCUAAUCGAAUACAUGAGAUGCAAAAAUCUCAACAGAUCAGACGGCCACUACGCACUUUAGAUAUAUCUGGACGUCAAUAUUUACUUGAGCUGCUAAAUGGACAUCCUGAUAGAUUGUUUUACACAAUUAGAGUGGACAUUAAUACUUUAAGAUCUUUAUGUCGUCGAUUAGUUGAAAUGGAAAUCAUAGAACAUGACAGGGCAAUUAGUGUUGAAGAAGUUGUUGUCAUAGUGCUUGAUGCAUUGUGUUAUUUAGGAAAUGAAGUAAUAAGGCCUCUUCACUUUAACAAUGUGCAAGCAGAAAUUCAAAAUAAUCUGAAGUAUUUCCCAUGGUUUAAGGAUUGUGUUGGAGCAAUCGAUGGUACUCAUGUAAGUGCAGUUGCACCAGCUCUAAAACAACUUGCAUAUAGAGGAAGAAAAGUAGAUGUAACACAAAAUGUAAUGGCUGCAUGCACAUUUAAUAUGAUGUUUAUUUAUGUCUAUGCUGGAUGGGAAGGAACAACCAAUGACUCUCGAGUGCUUCUUGAUGUAAUUAGAAAAGAUAAUAACUUUCCUAUGCCACCGCCAGGCAAAUACUAUGUUGUUGAUUCUGACUAUCCAAAUAUGUCUGGGUUUCUAGCACCAUAUCGUGGUGAACGUUAUCACUUGUGUCAUUUUAGAGGAAGAGGGAACCAUCCUAGAGGUGCGAUGGAGUUAUUCAAUUAUAGGCACUCAUCAUUGCAUAAUGUGAUUGAACACUGUUUUGGACUUCUAAAAGACAGGUUUCAAAUUUUGAAGUCAAUGCCUCCAUACUUGCUUGGAAAGCAACUUGAUGCCACACCUAUUGAAGAUAUUAAAGGAACUGAAAGCCAAUCUAAUACAACAAUAGAAAACCAACAAGAAGGAGAUGAAGCAGGAAUUUCUGAGGCACCAGAGAUUAAUUUAAGCCAAGCUUAUAUGGCUCAGAUGGAAAAUGUUAGAGAUGACACUACUGGACAAAUGUGGCUUAGUUAUAACAACAAUGUUUAG